This is a messenger RNA of Alternaria conjuncta, 1029 nucleotides long. RefSeq lists its product as uncharacterized. The coding region runs from base 1 to 1029 and encodes 342 amino acids. NCBI's taxonomy places the organism in Eukaryota, Fungi, Ascomycota, Dothideomycetes, Pleosporales, Pleosporaceae. The record is from RefSeq and is a predicted model, not a curated record. The transcript is spliced from 2 exons.
AUGCGCGCCAAAUUCUUCGAGACAUGCGAUGUCGUUAGUGUUACGCAAAUCGCGAGGUCGACAAUGGAAAGUCCAGACGAUGUGGAGAUGUACCAAAUAAUCGACACUAGUCUUGUUUGUCCGGCCAAGAGAGAAAGCGAGCAUCAGAGACCCAUGGCUCGCCACCGUACAGAGACAUCGGAUAAGAUGACUUUUGAGCCUUCACCCUUGGAAAGCAGAAAAUUCUUUAUCCGAGCUCCCAGCCUUGAAUACUCGCUCAACGGUUCCAUCAAGAUUGGCAACGUCAUCACCGACAUAUUUCUUCCUCAAGACCCCAUUGCGAAACUCCAGCCUCUCGCGGAGAUCAUCACUAUGACAAGCUCGAGCGAAGGCACACGAAAGCGUGGCGAUCAUAGCGACGCAUCCGCCAAACUCUAUGCAGCAUUUGGCAGUCAGGCAAAAGGGAAACACAGCGCGGAUAUCAGAACAGAGUAUGACUUCGACAAUGUUGACACAUUGAUGCUGGAGAGAAAUCCACGGGCGGCGGAUGUGACCGCACUAUGCGGUGAGGAUCCCGAAGUACAAGAUGCACUCAGGAGAGGACCUAUUUACUUCAUCACUGGCCUGAAAGUUGCAAGAGGUCUGAGAUAUUCUACCAUACAACUCAAAGAAAGCGAAGUCGGUCUGGGCACGCAAGGCAACGUGACUAACGAGGUUGCAAUCCAAGCCAACCUGGACAUGAACGCCGGUACAGAUGGCGCCGAGUCGCACACUGUGCUCGGUGAUGUCAUUCUAGCCUAUCGGCUGCAUAUCGUUAAGAAAGAGGGUUGGAGAUGGAGAGGCGAAGCCGCAUUGGGGACCAGGGCAUAUUGGCCCGGCAACGCAGGAUUCUUGGGCAGAGAAGAGAUGAGACCGGAAGGUGAAGUGGAGACAAAAUCGCUGUCGGCGCAAGAUCUGAAGCACUUUGCUGAAGAUGAGGGAUAUGAGACCGGAAGCAUCUUAAUGACAGAUGAUGAGGAAGCGUGGUCAAUGGCAUGUGUCGAGGAUUAG